CUUUCUAAAAAAACAUGAAUUUAAAAAUGUUUUUGAUUGUUCUCCCGCGAUGGCCAGUCUAAUGUCAAAAAUGUGUAUCUCGACGCGAUGACAGGCAAUCUUCGACAAAGAUGGCGCUGAUUUAUGUUAUGUCAGAUUUUUAAAAUUGAUUCGAAUUCUCGUCGAAUCCUUUUUUUUCUUUUCGAUAGUAUGCUAACGCGAAAAUCGAAUUUCCCCGUUGUCUAUUUUCGAGCUGCUUUUAUCGCAUGUCGUGUGUCGCGCGACUCCACAACGUAGGCGGAGACGUGCGCGGAAAGUCACGUGUAAUAUCGCGCGUAGGGUUCGGACUUAACCUAGCCUCGUCGUCGAAACCCCCGAAUCAGCGAUCACUCGUCAGCGUCGUGAGACUUUUCGGAUUCCCCUCCGUGGAAUGAUAAUCGCGAGUUUGGCGUAAGAAUAAGCGAAAGAGUUCCAUCUGUCAAAAUCAGCUGUUUCUAAUCGCCGUUUGAAGAGCUGACUGGUCGCACGAGAUCCCGAGAAAUAUAUAUGCAUAUAUAUAUGUAGGUAGUAUUGUGACAGAUCGGACAGAGUUUCGAGAAUAAAGCAUCUUCGCGAGGGAUUUGGAUUCGCCCUAAAUCCCUCAUUCCACAUCGCGCUUCUGCAUCUCCUGCAGCCUCCCGGGACACGUUCGAGUGAAUGCGGUUAAAUUUAACGCCUGGCUGAAAUGCCGAAGAUAAGGAUCAAGCAAACGCCGAACAGUCUUUGGUUAAGGCAACGCGAGCUAGGUGUAAAAUUCCCGCUCGGCCACAGUGACAAUUUUCACAAGACCCUCUAUUCCUCGAUACAGCCCAUCACUUCGUGGGAUCACGGGGACAAUUUGACCGCCGCAAGACACGGCGGUGUAUUUAAUUUGGAAUAUUCGCCAGACGGGUCUCUCCUGCUAGCGGCAUGUGAGAAGAAAAGUAUUUUAAUGUUUGACCCAUUAUGUAGGAAGUUGAUACAUGCGAUAGACAAUGCUCAUAAUGACUGCGUUAAUUGCGUAAGAUUUCUGGAUCAACGUAUGUUUGCAACUUGCUCUGAUGAUAGUACAGUUGCUUUAUGGGAUGCCAGAAACUUAAAGCAAAGAAUAAGGACUCUUCAGGGACACUCUAAUUGGGUCAAAAAUAUAGAAUAUAGUCCAAAUGAUAGUCUAUUAUUGACCAGUGGGUUCGACGGUAGCAUAUAUACUUGGGAUAUAAAUAGUUUUACAGAGAAUAGCUUUGUCUUUACUCGUGUAUUUCAUACAAAUGGGCUAAUGCGAUCAAGACUUACUCCGGAUACUAGCAAAAUGUUAAUAUGCACUACUUCAGGAUAUCUCAUUAUAAUACACAAUCUUAAACUCAGUACACUAAGUCAGGAUUUGGCUGGAUUCAAGCCAAAUAUGUAUAGAUUAAUGCAGUUAUCGCAGACUACUAUACCAGUUGCAGCUAGUUACACACACCUCUUUGCUCACGGCCGUCCCCACAAUAGAGUCGAGUUCCUCACCGAUUUUCCCGCGGGCGACGACGCUGAAGUAAUAUCUAGUUUACAAGUUCAUCCUCAAGGAUGGUGCGCCUUGUCUAGAAACGUCAGCAUCGGAGAGAAAUCUGAGUGGACUUGCAUUCACGAUAUACAGGAACGCGAACCAUCCAGCAUCGGGGAGCAAGUCAACGAGGGAGAAGAGGGCCGUUUGACGAGCUUGAACGUGGAAGAGUUCGAAGACUUUCCGCAGUCACAGCCGUCACGUUCGGGAAUCACGUCUUCCUUCAUGAUAGAAAAUACGAAUCGCCCUCGAAUAGUACACGAUGUAUCGUCGGACGUGAGAUCGAACUCGUUCGAGCCACAUAUUCGCAUGUCCACGGACGCCGCGCCAUCGUCGGUCAGACCGUCGUCGAGGGCGACAGGUUGGCAGACUACAACGACCCACAGAAAUCUACAACAUCAAUCGAGGAACCCUCGUCCGGAUAGAAACGCGACGAGGUCGAACUUCGACAUGCUCGAGGUCAGUACGAGCUCCGCCAGCGACGCGAGGGUGAACCCGACGAAUCACCACGAUGACAGAUCGGAGGAUCGGCACGACGUGGACGACAAUAAUGACAAUUCGGCAUCUGCCGACGAAGCGGAUCGGGAGGGUACGCGAGAGUACAGAUCGCCCAGACCGCACUCUCGGAUAGAUUUGCGGCGGCGUAACGCGAUCGACAACUUUUCCACUGGAAACGUAGAGCUGCAUGUGAGUACGGGCGACGUGUGGGAAGCGCUCGUGGCGAUCAGGGAGGCGAGACUUCGUAGGGAACGCGAGAGGGAAUUUUACCCGGGCGCCGAGAGGAGGGACUGGCUUUCCAGAUCCAACAACGGCGUCAGCGUGAAUAUUCCUCGUUCGUCCCACACGGUCGUGAUAAUCGGCGAUCGGGCUCGGGUGCAGAAUCUGCAGAACCGGCAGACUCUACAAGCUAUGUACGCGAUCCCGAGGAACCACAAGAUCCAUCAGAACACACCCAGAUUGACGCACUAUAUUGAGGAGCCGAACGUCGGUUCCGGGUAUAUCAAGGAACUUUGCUUCUCCGCGGAUGGCAGAUUGAUAUGUUCGCCCUUCGGUUACGGCGUACGAUUACUGGCGUUCUCGAGCGACUGCGCCGAAUUGUCUAAUUGCGUCCCGCCCGCCAACGAGUCUGUGCAGCUUCAUGAAUUAGCGACACACACUGGUCAUUCCGAUAUUGUGGUUAGCACGAAAUUCUCACCCAAACACUAUUUGUUUGUAUCCGGCUGCCUCAGCGGGAAAAUUGUCUGGCAUCAGCCGGUGGUUUAGCUAAAUUGAUAAUUAAUCUUUAUAGACAUACUUUUUGUUAUUUUUCAUUCAUCGCGGUCCCUUGGUAGAUACUUGAUAUACUUUGCAGCUUUAGAAAAGAUCGAUCUGUGAGAAAUUUUUUUGUUAAUUAUAUAUAAUUA
Molecule: messenger RNA, 2943 nt
Organism: Nylanderia fulva
Lineage: Eukaryota; Metazoa; Arthropoda; Insecta; Hymenoptera; Formicidae
Product: DDB1- and CUL4-associated factor 10 homolog
Cellular component (GO): Cul4-RING E3 ubiquitin ligase complex
Molecular function (GO): protein binding
Source: RefSeq, a predicted model, not a curated record